AAUUCGUUAUCAACCGUUGAUAAAAUUCGUUUUGAAUGCUUGUAAAUCAAUAUCGGCCGUUGGUACACCCAUCCGUAUGACAUCCUUUUAAACCAAUAGAAAACAACUAAAAUCCCAAUCCGAAUGAAACUUUCCAUGCAUUAUCAACCGUCGAUAAAAAUUCAUAAUUCCCCCAAAUUAAUUUUUUUCUUUUUAAAUCCCCAUUCCCAGUUCCAAUCUCCUCACAAAUCAAUUUUACAACUCUCCCUCAAUCUUCAAUUGUUCAGAUCUCUGCAACUUUCAUCUGAAAAAAAUGGCUCGUACUAAGCAAACCGCUCGGAAAUCCACCGGAGGAAAAGCCCCAAGGAAGCAAUUAGCAACAAAAGCAGCCCGGAAAUCAGCACCAGCAACCGGAGGAGUGAAGAAACCUCACAGAUUCAGGCCAGGAACCGUCGCUCUUCGUGAGAUCAGGAAAUACCAGAAGAGUACUGAACUAUUGAUUCGCAAGCUCCCGUUUCAGAGAUUAGUUCGUGAGAUUGCUCAAGAUUUCAAAACUGAUUUGAGAUUCCAGAGUUCAGCAGUUGCAGCUCUACAAGAAGCAGCUGAAGCUUAUCUUGUUGGUUUGUUUGAAGAUACUAAUCUCUGUGCGAUUCAUGCUAAGAGGGUUACUAUUAUGCCCAAAGACAUUCAGCUUGCUAGGAGAAUCAGAGGCGAACGUGCUUGAUUAUGAAUGAGGGUUUUCUUUGUAAAUUGUGUUGUUGGGGUUUAUAGAAUUUGUGAUGAUUAGGAUCUGUGUGUUUUUACUUUGGGAUGUCUGAAUGUGUGUUCUGAUUUGAUUUAUCUAAUGGAAAACAUUCACAGUAUUACUAUUUCUA
Molecule: messenger RNA, 854 nt
Organism: Papaver somniferum (opium poppy)
Lineage: Eukaryota; Viridiplantae; Streptophyta; Magnoliopsida; Ranunculales; Papaveraceae
Product: histone H3.2
Exons: 1
Coding region: 293-703 (136 amino acids)
Cellular component (GO): nucleosome
Molecular function (GO): protein heterodimerization activity; structural constituent of chromatin; DNA binding
Source: RefSeq, a predicted model, not a curated record